AAAAAUGGCUGCAAAAUGCCAAGAUCAUUCUUAAUUAUUUUCUAUAGUUUACUUUAUAAGCAUGGCCUCUUACGAUUCUCCUAGACUUAAAAUGGUUGUUGUUGGUGACGGGGCUGUUGGUAAAUCUUGCUUCCUCAUCUCAUGGUCUAGUGGAAGCUUUCCCAGCGAAUAUGUUCCAACUGUCUUUGAUAAUUAUGCUAUGGACAAAUUUGUAGAAGGCCAUGGGAAUGUUAUAUUAGCAGUUUUUGACACAGCUGGACAGGAAGACUAUGAUAGAUUGCGUCCAUUAGCUUAUCCUGAAACUGAUGUUAUAUUAAUGUGUUAUGACAUAUCCAACAGAUCGUCUUUUGAAAAUAUAAAAUCAAAAUGGCUUCCAGAAGUGAGGCAAUACAUUCCUGAUGCUCACGUAGUUCUGCUAGGACUCAAAAGUGAUCUGAAGGACACUGCCCAUAGCAUAGUGACUUAUGAUGAGGGAUACCAGCUGGCAAGGGAGGAAGUGUUGUCUGGUUUUCAUGAGGUCAGUUCUUUACGGCACCAAGGACUUGAAGAGGCUAUGCACACGGCCAUCAUUAACGGUUUAUCAGACAAGAAGAAAAAGAAAAGAUUCAAUUUAUUCAAAAGAAAGAAGUCCUCCAAGUCCUCAGAGCCGGCAGUACCUCCCCCUCCAGUGAUGCCUGAGAACACCCGUGCUCCGUGGAUCAACAUCACCUCCUCAACGUUAGCCAGCGACUGGUCCAAACUCAUCGACCACACCCAAUUCUCUGAUGUUGUUAUUCAUUUAAGUAACAAGAGGUACCACGGACAUCGGUACAUCCUAUGUACAGCAUCUGAUGUCAUGAGGAGGUUAUUGGGCGUACCGUUGUCCCAGUUUAAACCCAGUGAGAGUCUAUCGGAGUAUGAGUGUCCCCAGUGGUCACUGAAGAGACUAACGGAGCUCACAUUUGAUACUAUUAAUAACGGACAGGAGGAAGGGUUUGUGUCGAUUGUGGCUGAGAACCAAUCAUCUUCUAAUUCACUGCCUACAGUUCAUGUAACAUUGGAUGAGGAGCUGUUCACUGAGACUGCUCUAAAGAGAUGUCUGGAGUUUUUAUACACUGGAUCCAUCACGGUUGAUAAAAUCAGCGAAGAACUAGAUGAAACGAUAAAGGCAGCUGGUCUCCUCAAUCUACCGGAACUCAUAAUAAUAUGCAAGAAUGCUCAAAGUGAUCAAGAGUUCCUUAACCCUAGUAUCGGUACUUGGCUCAAUGAUCGUAACAGCUCCAUAGCUAAAGAUCUCUUCUUCAAUAAGACCUUCCUCUCGGAUGUGGAGUUCCUUGUUGAAGGAGUGACCGUACCUGCACACAAGAUAGUUCUGACGACCAGGUGUGACGUACUGGCGGCCAUGUUAACCGGAGGAUUCUCUGAAACCAACACUCAUCAAAUUGAGAUACCAGAAGUAUCCAGUGAAACAUUUCUGGCAAUGCUAGAGUAUCUCUACACUGAUCACAGUCCGAUUGAAGAGACUGACAGUGUUGGUAUCAUGAUCCUCGCUAAUCAAUACGUACAGCCCAGACUCAGUUCACUCUGUCAGUUGUACGUCACUAAACAGGUUGACAAAGCAUGUGCCAAGUCCAUAGCUGAAGCUGAUAUUAACAUUAUUGAUCUUCUCCUACUGUCUCAGCUACACAAUGCUGACCAGUUGAGUGGCUGGUGUCUUCACUUCAUAUCCAGCAAUUAUCUUGUGUUUGAGAAUAAAGACCAGUUUAAACAACUUGAAACUGAAAAUAAAGAAUACAUUGAGAAACACAGGUGGCCUCCUGUCUCUUAUUUGGAGGCAAUGGAGGAGUAUCAGAGACAGUAUGGUAGUGAUGAGGAGAUCAGUGGAGGGAAAAAGAAACGAGAGAAAUGUUCUGUUAUGUAAAAUAACUGUAUAAAUUUUUAUUUCCAUUUUUUAUAAUUUUAAGUAUAUAUUUAUGUAUUGCAACAGCUAAAAACUUAA
This is a messenger RNA of Amphimedon queenslandica, 1978 nucleotides long. Its product is annotated as rho-related protein racA-like. Gene Ontology annotation, molecular function: GTP binding; GTPase activity; protein binding. NCBI's taxonomy places the organism in Eukaryota, Metazoa, Porifera, Demospongiae, Haplosclerida, Niphatidae. Gene Ontology annotation, biological process: small GTPase-mediated signal transduction. Bases 62 to 1900 code for a protein of 612 amino acids. The record is from RefSeq and is a predicted model, not a curated record. The transcript is spliced from 9 exons.